GGAUUCGAUUUGGCUCACUCUUCUAGCAAACAAGCUGUGUCCAACACAAAUCCACCCUCCAGUUACAGAGGGUCAGCUGUGAACCAGUUCAAAUGAGAGCCUGGCUAAGAGUGCCGGUUGGCUGGGACUGGCGAUUAGGAUACAUAAAAGGCAGCGCUAAGGUAUCUGGGAAGGUAGAUGCUGUCAUUGGCCUGGCAAACCUGAGUGCUCCUGAGACACCUCAGCACCAUGAGUGGGUGCCCGUUUUUAGGAAACACUGUGGGGUAUUCUUUGAAAAAAUUAUCUGUAGAGGACAGUGAAGAAGACAAUGAUGCUCAAAGUGGUGUAAACAGAGCCAGCAAAGGCGGACUGAUCUAUGGCAACUACUUGCAGUUGGAAAAAAUUUUGAAUGCCCAAGAACUUCAAAGUGAGAUAAAAGGAAAUAAAAUCCACGAUGAACACCUUUUUAUUAUAACUCAUCAAGCUUAUGAACUUUGGUUUAAACAAAUCCUCUGGGAACUAGAUUCUGUUCGUGAGAUUUUUCAGAAUGGCCACGUCAGGGAUGAGAGGAACAUGCUGAAGGUGAUGACGCGGAUGCACCGUGUGGUGGUCAUCUUCAAGCUCCUGGUGCAGCAGUUCUCUGUGCUGGAAACAAUGACCGCCUUGGACUUCAACGACUUCAGAGAGUACCUAUCGCCAGCAUCGGGCUUUCAGAGUUUACAGUUCCGACUGCUAGAAAAUAAGAUAGGUGUUCUUCAGAGCCUGAGAGUCCCUUACAACAGGAGACACUAUCGCGAUAACUUCAGAGAUGAGGACAACCAGCUGCUGCUGAGAUCAGAGCAAGAGCAGACCCUGUUGCAACUGGUGGAGGCGUGGCUGGAAAGAACACCUGGUUUAGAGCCACAUGGGUUUAACUUCUGGGGGAAGUUUGAAGAAAAUAUCCUGAAAGGACUGGAAGAGGAAUUCCUGAGGAUACAGGCUAAGGAACAGUCUGAAGAGAAAGAGGAACAGAUGGCUGAGUACCGGAAGCAGAAGGAGGUGCUACUGUGCUUGUUUGAUGAGAAGCACCACGAACAUCUCCUAAGCAAAGGUGAACGACGACUGUCAUACCGUGCACUCCAGGGAGCACUAAUGAUAUAUUUUUACAGGGAGGAGCCUCGAUUCCAGGUCCCUUUCCAGUUGCUGACCUCGCUUAUGGACAUCGACACACUCAUGACCAAAUGGAGAUAUAAUCAUGUGUGCAUGGUGCACAGGAUGCUGGGUACCAAGGCUGGCACUGGGGGAUCCUCAGGCUAUCAGUACCUACGCUCAACUGUGAGUGACAGGUACAAGGUGUUUGUGGAUUUAUUUAACCUCUCAACAUACCUGGUUCCCCGACACUGGAUACCAAAGAUGAAUCCAAUCAUUCACAAAUUCCUUUACACAGCUGAGUACUGUGACAGCUCCUACUUCAGCAGUGAUGAAUCAGAUUAAAUUCUUCUGGACACCUGGGAAAACUACAGCGUUCUUCCUUCGUCUUUUAUAAGUUUUUAUGAAUACAUGUUUGGAGUAAUGUAUUUAUAUAUGUAGCUCAGUGACAUGGUGUUCUGGUGCAAUCUUGGAAACAAUUUUAUAAUCUCAUGUAUUGCUAUGAUGUAAAAUUAAGUUCUAUGAUGAGAAAUAAUUCAGUCAAAUGUUAGCAUCAUCAAACAUGCAAUGUAUUCCUGUUGAAGCUCAAUUUACCCUGUUACCUCCCUCAGUGGGGCCACUUUAUAUAAGUAUUACCUCACUGUGUCAUGCCUUAUAAAUAUGAGCACUUACUUCAUAUUAUAUUUGCAAUGAAUACUGUCAUUCCAUACAAAAUUUAUUCAAAUAAAACUUUCAAUAAUAUAUUUAGGUUUUGGCUGUGCAUUGCUUGUAAAACAUGGCUUUGUUGGGAAAUUUGAGCAGCAACAGAAGCGUUUCUGAAGCUUGACCUGAGGGAUACUAUAGGAUUAUUAUUUCACCAUCUCCCAGAACUCAAAGGCACUUAAAAAUACAGCAUGGGAACCCAGUUCAGCUCCUGAAAUGUGCUGUCCUGAAAUGUUUUGAAGAUGCUCUUCUGUAUUCUGUGUCAGUAUUAGCUGUCAUAGACUACUUUCUUCCUUACACUCUGGGCCCUGAGGAUGACACAGGUGAUCUUUGCCUGCCCCAAUGCCUGCAGUGGGACAUGGUCAGCACUAACAUGUACAACUGCUAUAGAAUUAAGUAGCGGUUCUCUAUGGAGGAAAGAUCUUUCCAAAGCACUAAAUAGGCCAACUGACUGAACAGCAAGCAUGCAUUCCUAACAAAAACAUGAUGCUCAGGGUUUAUAUUAUACUUGAAUGUUAGUCUUCUUUCUUUUAGCCUGGCUUGGCUAUUGACAACAUUUCAUUAAGUUGCUGAUAUGGGAGAGACUACAAAACAUUGUGUUGAGUUUUCUAAAGAUUAAAGAUUAGAUUUAACAAGUUAUUUCCAAGAACCGGGAAGUUCUUGAAAGCACACUGUAAGUUGGUCUCAAUUAGACACUAUAAGGAUCAUGUCUAACUACUCUGUAAUAUGCGUGUAAUGUAGGAUCAUCUGUGUCCAAGGUUCUGCAUUAUGGAUCUAUCUACUUUGCAAUUUUUAAAGUGUGAAAGAAGAAACACAGUUCUUGUGCAGACUUUCUGUCAGUAUCCUCUACAUAAUAAAAACACACAUUUUGGAUUUGUAUUACAGCUAACCUAGAAAUAACUUAAGAGUAUGGAGGAAGUCAUGCUGAAAUUGCAUCCAAACAAAUGACAUUUUGCAUAUAAGACUUGAGCAUCCAUGGACUUUGGUACCUGUGGGGUUCCUGGAAUUAGUGUUUCAUGGAGGUUAAAAGGAAUAUGAUUGUGGCUUUCAGCUACAUAGCUUGUGUGUAUGUAAUGUGUGCAUGUGUGUACACUCAUGCAUGUGCUUAUAUUAUACACAACGGUAGUUAAACAGAUAAAAAUUCAGAGGCAAAUACCAUGGGGACUACAGACAAAUCUCAGAGAUCAGUAAGCUAAAGAGCUGAAUUUGUCCUUUGCUAGCUAUGCACUAUGAAAUACUCCCGCAGAAGCAAUGGUGUCUGUCUAAAUGGGCAAUACGUAUUUUGUAAGCUUUGUUUCUUCUCACCAAAAAGCAUGUAAACAGCUGUUCUGUGACUCAGAUGCCUUAGAAUACUGGAAUAAAGUCUGCCUGUCAAAGUUUA
Messenger RNA from Mesocricetus auratus (golden hamster), 3190 nucleotides. It is a transcript of the gene Tdo2, whose product is annotated as tryptophan 2,3-dioxygenase. NCBI's taxonomy places the organism in Eukaryota, Metazoa, Chordata, Mammalia, Rodentia, Cricetidae. The transcript has 12 exons. The record is from RefSeq and is a predicted model, not a curated record. The coding region runs from base 229 to 1452 and encodes 407 amino acids. Gene Ontology annotation, molecular function: heme binding; L-tryptophan 2,3-dioxygenase activity; metal ion binding.